AUGGACCCAAAGUCAAUAAGGCUAGGGGGCUCUCUUGAGGUGCCUUCUGUUCAAGAGCUGGCUAGGGAACAGUUAGGCACCGUUCCGCCGCGAUAUGUACGUCCCGUUCAAGAUCAUCCGAUCAUAUCUGAUAACUCCUCCUUACCUCAGGUCCCCAUCAUCGACUUGCAGAGCUUGCUUUCUGGAGAUUCCAAAGAUUUAGAGCUUGAAAAGCUACACCGUGCAUGCAAGGAAUGGGGUUUCUUUCAGCUGAUAAAUCAUGAAGUGAGCUCUUCAUUGGUGGACAAAUUGAAGAUUGAGAUUCAGGAGUUCUUCAAACUUCCAGUAGAGGAGAAGAAGAAGUUUGGGCAAGAACCAGGAGACAUAGAGGGAUUUGGACAGGCCUUUGUUGUAUCUGAGGAACAAAAGCUUGAUUGGGCAGAUAUGUUCUACAUUGUCACCCUUCCAACCUACUUAAGGAAACCCCAAUUAUUACCCAAGUUCCCUGCUCCUUUCAGUCCAUGGUUGGAAAAUCAACCUCUGAAGGUCUCCUUUGUGACCCACUCACUUCCAGCAGGUAGGUCAAUUACGACAUUGAGGUAA
This is a messenger RNA of Ilex paraguariensis (yerba mate), 582 nucleotides long. The record is from the annotation of a GenBank genome assembly. Lineage: Eukaryota; Viridiplantae; Streptophyta; Magnoliopsida; Aquifoliales; Aquifoliaceae.